ACAUUUGGAGUCAGGACUUUGGGUAGAGUGCAAGGUGGACAAGGUUUUUUCUUGAAUGGAAGAGAGGGCAUUUGGUCGGAGGGAGGUCAGGUUGCUUGGGUGGAGCAAGUCUCUCUUCGUUUGGUCUGCAUGUUGCCGUCUCUUUAGCCCCCACCUCACCACCUGCCACAACAGUUUCACGUGCCUGACUUUAUAUCGGACUGCCCUCACGAGAUAGUGCAUCUCCUGGGCACAUCGGCGUUCCUCUGGUUCGGAAGUGAAGAAAAUUUAGAUAAAUGGGUCCUGUUGCGAUCUUUUGUGCCAGUAUUCUACUAGCUCUGUCGAUGCCUUCUUCUACGAGCGCACAAACUCCACCAGCUCCAUUCUUACCUCCAUCUCCAUCACCUGCCCCACGUUUUGUGAACCUCACUGAUCUACUCUCGGUUGCUGGCCCUUUCGACACAUUCCUCGACUAUCUCCUGCAAACCCAAGUCAUCGACACGUUUCAGAACCAAGUUAACAACACCAAACAAGGCAUCACUGUCUUUGUACCGAAAGAUUCGGCUUUUGCAUCACUUAAAAAGUCUGACCUUGGCAAUCUUACUCGAGACCAACUCAAGACCCUCUUCCUCUACCAUGCUUUCCCCAAGUACUACUCGCUAUCUGAUUUCAAAAACCUGAGCAAUUCGAACCCUGUCAGCACGUUCGCCGGUGGGCAGUAUACUCUGAAUGUCACCGAUGCAUCUGGGCUUAUUCGCAUUGUUUCGAAUUGGGCAAACCCGAAGAUAACCAGCAGCGUCUACUCCACAGCUCCCGUGGCAGUUUAUGAGAUCGAUCGUGUUUUACUUCCAUCGGCAAUCUUCAGCACCGAACCAGCUCUAGCACCAGCUCCUGAGACCAAAACACCGUCAGACCUGGCUCCAGCCCAAAGCGGAAUUGCUUCUGCGCCCAAAUCUGCAGAGUCAUCGACCGGUGAUGCUACUUCAUACACCACCGCGUUUCGUCUCAUGGAUUGCAUGGUCUUGAUUCUUUCUGCUACUCUGAUGCUUAUCAUGUGAGGCGAUUUGCUCUCGAGGAAGGAAGUACUUCGAUGUACGACGCUCAGCACAUUCACAGCCUUGGCUUUCUUUUGGUUCGUUUGUGAUCAUUCUUUGAGUGGAGCAGAUAUUAUGUUUAGAUGGAGUUUGAGAAAUGCAUCGUGCUGAGUUUUUUUUUUGGUUAUUUCAUUUAGUGGUAUGGAGGAUAUUGUGAUGCUUUACUUCAUUUUCUGAGAUGAUAUGUUUUGAGCUUUGCCUGCACAUAAAUAUAAAGCCACAAGUUUUAUUCCUC
Messenger RNA from Musa acuminata subsp. malaccensis (wild Malaysian banana), 1308 nucleotides. Its product is annotated as fasciclin-like arabinogalactan protein 7. NCBI's taxonomy places the organism in Eukaryota, Viridiplantae, Streptophyta, Magnoliopsida, Zingiberales, Musaceae. Gene Ontology annotation, biological process: plant-type secondary cell wall biogenesis. The record is from RefSeq and is a predicted model, not a curated record. Gene Ontology annotation, cellular component: plasma membrane.